AUGCUCUUCUCGGCCGCUAGGAGGGACUUCUCGAGGAGGUCAACAGUAGGGAGGUGGCGACGCACAGCAAGACGUGCAGCAGCGUCGCGCGUGGCCCACUGGGAGCGAACAGUGGCGUCGGCGUCAGCAGCAGGGGCAGUGGAGGCGCCAGAGGUCGGGCGGCCCGGAAGGAGGGCGGCGCGGCGGCUCGGCGGCUCGGCUGCCGGGCGGCUCGGCGGCUCGGCGGCUCCGCUGCUGGGCGGCACGGCUGCUGGGCGGCUCGGCUGCUGGGCGGCUCGGCUGUUGAGCGGCUCGGCUGCUGGGCGGCUCGGCUGCUCUGCUGUCGGGCGGCUCGGUUGUGCUGCUGAGGGGCAGCACGGCUCGGGCUGCUCGGGCGGUGCGGGCGGCUCGGGCGGCUCGGGCGGCUCAGCUCCUCAGCGGCACAGGCGGCGUGGGGACCGAGACGGCGGCGCGCGGCUGGGACGGGCGGCGCACGGGCGGCGUGGGGCCGGGACUGCGGUGCGCGGCCGGGACGGGCGGCUCACGGGCGGCGUGGGGCCGGGACGGGCGGCGCGCGGGCGUCGAGGGGCCGGGACGGGCGGCGCGCGGGCGUCGAGGGGCCGGGACGGGCGGCGCGCGGGCGUCUAG
This is a messenger RNA of Closterium sp. Naga37s-1, 627 nucleotides long. The record is from the annotation of a GenBank genome assembly. NCBI's taxonomy places the organism in Eukaryota, Viridiplantae, Streptophyta, Zygnematophyceae, Desmidiales, Closteriaceae.